This is a messenger RNA of Fonsecaea erecta, 1263 nucleotides long. RefSeq lists its product as hypothetical. Gene Ontology annotation, molecular function: Hsp70 protein binding. Bases 1 to 1263 code for a protein of 420 amino acids. Gene Ontology annotation, cellular component: cytoplasm. NCBI's taxonomy places the organism in Eukaryota, Fungi, Ascomycota, Eurotiomycetes, Chaetothyriales, Herpotrichiellaceae. The transcript has a single exon. The record is from RefSeq and is a predicted model, not a curated record. Gene Ontology annotation, biological process: protein refolding.
AUGCUCUUCCUCCGCCUCAUCUCCCAUCUCCUCCCUUUGUUCGCUCUCAUCACAUGUUCGCUUGCGGCCGAAGACUUCUACAAAAUCCUUGGGCUGGACAAAUCUUGCUCAGACCGUGAUCUCAAGACGGCUUAUCGGAAACUAUCCAAAAAGUACCAUCCAGACAAGGCUACUGGAGACGAGAAGAAGUUCCUGGAAGUUACCGAAGCAUACGAAGCCCUGUCGGACCCUACGACACGCAAAAUAUAUGAUCAAUAUGGCCAUGAAGGGCUAGAGAACCACAACCGAGGAGGUGGUGGAGGCGGCCACCCUCAUGACGCUUUCGAUCUUUUCUCCAGAUUCUUCGGCGGCGGAGGCCAUUUUGGUCGUGGAGCUGGCAGCGGAGUACGAAGAGGUCCCGAUCUGGAAGUCCGACUUCACAUUCCACUGCGAGACUUUUACAACGGCGGAGAAACGGAGUUUACCAUUGAAAAGCAACAAAUCUGUGAUGAAUGUGAAGGAUCAGGUUCAGCAGACGGACAAGUCGAAACAUGUCACAAGUGCAGUGGUCGGGGGAUUAUCCUCCAGAAACACAUGCUCGCACCGGGGAUAUUCCAACAAGUCCAGAUGACUUGCGACCAGUGUGGGGGACAGGGAAAGAGCAUCAAACACAAAUGCAAAGCAUGUGGAGGAAACAGGGUCGUGCGAGGCCCGACGACCUUGACUGCGGUGAUUGAGAAGGGAAUGCCCAAGGGCCACCGACUCGUCUUCGAAAGUGAAGCGGAUGAACAUCCUGACCACGUCGCCGGAAACCUCUACGCAUACCUCAUGGAGACAGAGCCAGCCAUCAACGAAAACGAAGCAUCGCGAACCGACGGCGCCUUCUUUCGUCGGAAGGACAACGAUCUGUACUGGAAAGAGGUCCUUUCACUUCGAGAGGCGUGGAUGGGCGAAUGGACUCGCAACAUCACGCACCUGGACGGGCACAUUGUCCCGUUGUCCCGCAAGCGCGGUCAAGUCAUUCAACCCGGGCAGACUGACACAAUCAAGGGCGAAGGGAUGCCCAUUUAUCACGAAGGACACGUUCACGAGCAUGACCAUGAUGGCCCCGAGUUUGGAAAUCUGUACGUGCAGUACGUGGUCGUGCUGCCAGAUCAGAUGGACAAGGUGAUGGAAAAGGAGUUCUGGGCCGUCUGGGAGAAGUGGAGGAGGAAGAAAGGCGUGGAUUUGUUGAAGGACAGUGGAAGGCCAGAGCCACGUGUAUCAGUAAAAGACGAGCUAUAG